Penicillium psychrosexuale is the source of this 300-nucleotide messenger RNA. RefSeq lists its product as uncharacterized. The transcript has 2 exons. NCBI's taxonomy places the organism in Eukaryota, Fungi, Ascomycota, Eurotiomycetes, Eurotiales, Aspergillaceae. The record is from RefSeq and is a predicted model, not a curated record. Bases 49 to 252 code for a protein of 67 amino acids.
UGCUUGAAGAAUUGACUGAGUUGAGACGAGGCGGACAGAGAUUGAGGAAUGCAAAGAUUGAUAGAGCGGCGAGAAAGAGUUGCGAUCACUUCAACAACCCAGAAUUAUCGAAUAAACUCUGCAACCGAAUCAGAGAUAUCGAAAAAUAUUCGACAGAAAAAAAACAAGAGCAGAGAAACGUCGCGCAGACGGCAGGCGGUGAGCCUAGCCCAUUCCACCACCAACCUCAGAUCGAAACCUCCACCCUCAUAGCUCCGGAACCCACGUUCAAUUCCCUCCCGUCUUUCUGCACCAGUGAUU